AUGCAAAGGUUCUACUACGGUGCUAGAGUGCGUCAUGGUAGUGCCUCUCGCCUAUCUCAUUGUUUCUGCUUUACAAGGUCUUUCUCGUCUCCAGAAAACUUCUCGACGGUUGUCAACGUCCAUGCUUUUGCAGACGGUGCAUCUCGUGGCAAUCCCGGUCGCAGCGGUUGCGGCGCCUUGCUCAUGGAUCCUUCAACAGGCCGCGUGUUGGCCUCAGACACCAAGUAUGUGGGCAAUCUGGAGACUAACAAUGAGGCUGAAUAUCACGGCUUAAUGCUGGCACUACAAUUGGCGAAGAGGCACCAGGCCACGUACGUGCAUGUACACAUGGACUCGCAGCUUGUCGUGCGGCAGAUGCAGGGUCUUUACCGAGUUAAGGCCACUAAUCUACGGCAACUCCAUCAGCAAUGCAAGGGCCUUAUUGCAACGCUUCCCCACGUGACGUUUUCCCACGUCGCUCGAGAAGAAAAUUCUGCUGCUGAUUGUCUAGCGAACGAAGCUAUUGACGAGUACAAUGCCAUGGUCAAUUGA
Peronospora belbahrii is the source of this 531-nucleotide messenger RNA. The record is from the annotation of a GenBank genome assembly. NCBI's taxonomy places the organism in Eukaryota, Oomycota, Peronosporomycetes, Peronosporales, Peronosporaceae.